Molecule: messenger RNA, 894 nt
Organism: Cooperia oncophora
Lineage: Eukaryota; Metazoa; Nematoda; Chromadorea; Rhabditida; Trichostrongylidae
Source: the annotation of a GenBank genome assembly
AUGAAACCGCCAAGCACUUCCGCCAACGAGCCGCUCUUCUUCAUGCAUCACUCGUUUGUCGACUAUCUGUGGGAGCUGUGGCGUCAACUAAAACAACCGAGAUGGUUGAGAGAAGUGGCUUACUCCGACGAUAACGGCUGGUGCACCAACGCAUUACACUUCAGCUGGGCUUACAUGCGUCCUUUCCCCUACUUGGCAAACAGAGAUGGAUUAUCCAACUCGUACACCGACCAAAUGUACCGUUAUGCACCUCGACCCACAUGUUCGCUACAGAACCCCAGCUGCGGCUCACCAUACCUUUUCUGUGACACCAGAGGCUAUCCACACUGUGUGGCCAAAGUAAAAAUGAACGGUAACUGCAUGGGAUUUGAGAAUUUCGAUGCCUGCUAUAUGGGAAGAUGCUGGUGGGGACGUUGUAUUCCAGGAAAUCGUGCUUGGUCAUCGAAAAUUGUGAAAAAUGUGAAAGCCGUGAAUUCAUCUCUCCUAGUGGGUCUUAUCUCCACAUCUGAGGACGAUCCUUGCACCGCUUGGGCGGAUCAAGGGCUGUGCAGCAAACAAGCCGAAUACAUGGCAGUAUACUGCGGAGCCAGUUGUGGAGUUUGCACGCCAAGUUUUAAUAUUACGAAUGCUGAGUGCCACGAUCUCCAUCCGAUGUGCAAUGAGUUCAAAGUCCGAGGAAUGUGUGCUGGUAAUUCGGAGAGUUUCAUGAGCGAAAACUGCCGUCACUCGUGUGGAACAUGUCAUAUAAAGAAGGACCAAAAGUGCUACAACAAAGGAACUCUGAUCUUACCUGUUGUGUCGGAGAACGAUGUGGCAUCGAUUCAAGAUACGAUUCAGACAGAAGUAAAAGAAAGGGUAAAGCUUGCGAAGAAAGCUCGGAGGGCUGUGAUCUGA